UGCAAUCGCUCUUUGCAUGUGGAAUGAAUGGCUCAGACCCGGUGAUAGACACCGGGGAGCUCCACUUCUUUGCUUGCAAGCUUGCAAGUGACCGACCGCCUCCACUUCUUGCAGCUCCUGCUGUAGGUGGGAGCAAAGCAAAGGUUCCUCUGUUCCUCUCUCGGGGCUUUGGGUUCGCCAGGCUUGGUCGCAGGCAAAGAGCAAAGAGAGGGCGCGGACAUAUUUUGGCGGCGGGAGGGAGAACAUUUGUGUUUUGGUGUUCCCAGCAGUAAGCGGCGGGCCAUGGCCGAUCCUGGAGUCAUUCGCAGGCUGGAAGAAACGGUGGUGAACAGGAUUGCUGCAGGAGAGGUGAUCCAGCGACCCGCUAAUGCCAUUAAAGAAAUGGUGGAGAACAGUUUGGAUGCCAAAUCUACAAAUAUUCAAGUUAUUUUAAAGGAUGGUGGACUGAAAUUGAUUCAGAUCCAGGAUAAUGGGACCGGUAUCAGGAAGGAAGAUUUGGAAAUACUUUGUGAAAGAUUUACUACAAGCAAGUUACAGAAAUUUGAAGAUCUUGCCGGCAUCUGCACUUACGGAUUUAGAGGGGAGGCUCUUGCCAGCAUAAGCCAUGUGGCACAUGUCACGGUAACAACAAAAACUGCUGAUGGGAAGUGUGCAUUGAGAUGUAACUACUGUGAUGGGAAAUUAAAGGCUCCACCAAAACCAUGUGCUGGAAACCAAGGCACACAGAUAACGGUGGAAGACCUCUUCUACAAUAUUGCCACACGCAGGAAGGCUCUCAAAAAUCCCAGUGAUGAGUUUUCCAAAAUCGUGGAAGUUGUGAGCAGGUAUGCAAUUCAUAAUUCAGGAGUGAGCUUCACCGUGAAGAAGCAAGGUGAAACUGCUCCUGACGUGAGAACAUUGGCCAACGCCUCAACACUAGACAAUAUUCGAACAAUCUUUGGAAAUGCAGUGACCAGGGAAUUAAUUGAGGUGUCCUUUGAAGAACCAAAGUUUGCUUUCAAAAUGAAAGGUUAUAUAUCCAAUGCAAAUUAUUCUGUGAAAAAAUGCAUCUUUUUGCUCUUCAUAAAUCAUCGCCUGGUGGAAUCAAGUAUGUUACGGAAGGCGAUUGAAUCUGUUUAUGCGGCGUACCUUCCCAAAAACACACAUCCCUUCCUGUAUUUGAGCCUUGAAAUAUUGCCACAAAACGUAGAUGUCAACGUUCAUCCAACGAAGCAUGAAGUACAUUUUCUGCAUGAGGAUGGUAUCAUCGAGAGUGUGCAACAAACCGUGGAGAGUAAGCUGCUUGGUGCCAACUCCUCCAGAACCUACUUCACCCAGACCUUACUGCCAAGGCCAGCCAUAACCUCCAGUGACCUUGCCAAACCUUUGGCGGCGGCGGCGGCAUCGUCUGUGGUCGAAGGUUUUGGUGACAAACCAUGCGCUCGCCAGUUGGUGCGGACUGACGCCAAGGAGCAGAAGAUGGAUGCUUUCCUUCAGCCAGUCAACAUGUCACAUGUGCUGCCUGCCAUUCCUGCUGCUGCUGGAGAACCUUGGAGCCAGGACUCUGAAAUGCUGGAUGCGAGUGACUUUGAAGUACUAUCUGUGAAAGAUAUUGGCAGCUCUGCUAACACAGCAGAGCAAGACUUGCAGCCUUGUCAUGAAGAAUCCUCCAGUGGCCCAUCCAGAAAACGACCAAGAGCGAAUCUGUUAGAUGAUAUAAAAGAAGAGGACUCUGGUCAUGAUAUGACGGCUGCUCGUCUACCAAAGAGACGGAUUAUUAACUUAACCAGUUUGCUCUCUCUGCGGGAAGAGAUCAGCAGUCGAAACCACACAGGUCUUCAAGAUAUGUUGCAGAAUCAUGUAUUUAUAGGUUGUGUGAAUCCUCAAUGGGCAUUGGUACAGUACCAAACUAAACUUUACCUGAUCAACAGUACUAAACUCAGUCAGGAGUUGUUUUACCAAAUCUUGACCUUUGACUUUGGCAAUUUUGGAGUUUUGAGAUUAUCGAACCCAGCCCCACUGUAUGAACUGGCCAUGAUGGCACUGGACAGUCCAGAAAGUGGCUGGACAGAGGACGAUGGUCCCAAAGAGGGAUUAGCAGAGUACAUUGUUGACUUUCUGAGGACAAAAUCUGAAAUGCUGCAAGAUUAUUUUUCCAUUGGAAUUGAUGAGAACAGAAAUCUAACUGGAUUGCCUCUGCUCCUAGAAAAUUAUAUCCCAGCCCUUGAGGGAUUGCCAAUGUUUAUUCUGCGACUAGCUACAGAGGUGAACUGGGAUGAAGAAAAGGAAUGUUUUGAUUCAUUGAGCAAGGAAUGUAGCAUGUUUUACUCCAUUCGAAAAGAAUACACAUUGUACGAUUCGCCAAUCUUGUUGCAAAUGGGUCAGCAGCAUGAAAAGCUCGGAAGUGACAAGUCAUGGAAGUGGACCGCAGAACAUGUUAUAUCCAAGGCGUUCAGAACUCUGCUCCUUCCACCAAAAGACUUUGCAGAAAAUGGAACGAUUCUGCAACUUGCCAAUCUGCCAGAUCUGUACAAAGUUUUUGAGAGAUGUUAAUCAGUUGUAACAAUGAGGGAAAUUAAAUGUCCAUAUAAAUAAACAGAUUUCACGGCUGCAAA
This is a messenger RNA of Leucoraja erinaceus (little skate), 2594 nucleotides long. It is a transcript of the gene mlh1, whose product is annotated as mutL homolog 1, colon cancer, nonpolyposis type 2 (E. coli). Gene Ontology annotation, molecular function: ATP-dependent DNA damage sensor activity; ATP binding; mismatched DNA binding. Gene Ontology annotation, biological process: mismatch repair. Lineage: Eukaryota; Metazoa; Chordata; Chondrichthyes; Rajiformes; Rajidae. The coding region runs from base 283 to 2532 and encodes 749 amino acids. Gene Ontology annotation, cellular component: MutLalpha complex. The record is from RefSeq and is a predicted model, not a curated record. The transcript is spliced from 19 exons.